UCGGACCACGAAAUACAGCUAAGAGACCACAUCUGGGCCUUUGGAAAUCUCGGACAUCAUUCCGGACUUCCAGUUAUCCUUCAACACAUUGACCACGAUAACUCUGGUAUACGAUCGGCAGUGAUCUCAGCAUUACGCAAGCUUCCUCCAGAGCACACGAAUCAACACUUAAUGAAUGCACUAUACGCAGAUGAACAUCCCGAUGUUAAAACUGCCGUUAUUAAUAUCUUUGUUGAGCGUCAUCAACAUUUAAGCGACUCAGUGGUAAAAGGCCUAGAGCAUGCGCUGUGGCACGCCCCAGAAAGCGAAACUCUUGAUUCUAUGAUUAUUCAGCUCAUUGAAAAUCACGGUGACCACCCCAAGGCACUUUAUUUAAGGAAAAGACGACGAGCAAUUCAUCGCCAAAAACGUGCUCUCUUUCCAUUCCUCCGGCCAAGAGAGUUUGCUCUUGGCCGGUCCAAGCGAUGGUUGAAGACCUAUGGUGGUAAGUGGCUUGGAGCCGAAUCAAUCAUACAGUUUAUUAAUCAGGUAAAACUAAGAAUUGGCAUUUUUGGGGGAAAUUUUGAGAUUAAUCUUGACAACUAUGCGCAUAUUCAUGCCUACAUUCUCAAGUUUGGAUUUGAAGUCGUCCGAGGUAAAGCUGCUUUUAAGGCAUCCGCCAGUUUUAAGAAUGAUUUCCCGAAAGAUCUCAUCCACGCCGUUGCAGAUGCUGGAGACGAUCUCCUUAAGCAGUUUGAUAGUAUUACGAGCGUGAUUGCUGAACAGAUAAACCAGUUUAUCAGCAAACUUGCUGGUUAUUUACCAUUGCACAUCGACAAAUUUACAGAGUUCGUCAACAAGCUCGUUCAGUUUGUGCAGAAUCUGGUGCAGCCUUUACGACCGAUUAAUGUGAUUGGAAAAAUCAUAAAAUUUACCAAAGAUGUUCUAAGCCGCCUCAAGGACUGGAAGUGGCUGACAGACAUGAUAAAGAAAAUACAACAAAGUCUCGGAAGGCUGACUGCCAUAGACGACGUUUUUAAAAACGUUAUUGCAGCUCUGGACAACAUCCUCGGCAUUGUGGGUAAAAUAACAAACUAUUUGCCCCAUAAUCUGCCGGGAAAUUUCAAUAUCAAGACACUCCUGAACAUUCUUCGCUCGGUCUCUGUCGACCUGCAUUUUGACAAAAUCAAAGAAUAUUUCAAUUCCCUAGGGAUGUCUGUUCCUAACGGUUUCCGUUUCCAGCUUCCGUUCAAGUUCUCCAUCCGCCUUUCGUUUUCUCUGGAAACAUUUCAGAAAAUUUCCUUAAAUCUUCUAAGGUUUGCCAAUCGUUUCCUGGAUAUGUCUUCUUUGCUUGAUUUUCUCCAAAGCAUUAGAUUCCCCAGGUUACAGUUACCAGACAUGAACCAACGAUUCCCUUCUUUUCAAGGGAGCGGUUUUAACUUUGGUCUACGUUUUGAUUGGCGAAUCCGCCUAAAGUUCAAGCUCAAUCUGAAAUCACUGGGCUUCCAGAAUUUUAUCACUGUUUUAGAGAAACUUGGAGACUUUUUAGCACAGUUCAAACUCCCGGGUUUCGAUCUCGAAAAGUUUUUUGAAGAAAUAUUACCUGGCAAGAACUUAGAUCUUGGACUACUUUUCAACGAGCUUUUGGGCGGAAACUCUAACUCGAAUUUUACUAAUCCGGGUGACGUUCUGCAAGAAUUCCUAGAGAAUCUUCUUGAAGUCCUUGACGUUCAAUAUGCGAAUGUCUCUGCAAUAGGUGAUAUCACAGAUUUCUUUCAGGAGCUCGGGCCGGCAAUGGAGCAGUUCGCGGAAAAGAACGUACAGCGUAUCUGUGGAUUGUAUAAACUGGCUUUGAAUUCAUCCCAGGAAUUUAAGGAGUUUGGAGAAAAUGUUGAGCAGGAAGGAAUUCAAGUGCUUCAGCUCGUAGAGAAUACUACCCAAAGUGCACUAACGGAGCUCCUUAACUUUACUGUCCUUGUAGAUUCUCUAAUAGACGAAAUUCAACUUAACUUCACCACGGCUGCAAAAGGAUUCGUCUCAGACUCGCUGCAAGAGCUCACAGGCAAACUGAAAGAUAUUCAGAAUCUUGCAAAUGAUAUAGUGGACUUUGCCAAUGGGACAGCCUCAAAAGUCAAUGGUGCAUGCACCAAAGCUGCAAAUUUCUCCGCUGACGUAAUAGAUAAAGUUCAAGAAAACGCUCGUGAAGCACUUAUGGAGCUAGGAUCGUUCAUUGGACCUGUUGCCACAAACAUAAAAAAGGUUGGAGGACAGUUGAAAUCCGCUGUGUCUAAUGUCGAGACGUGGUAUGAAGAGAACAUGGCAGCUCGUGUCGGGAAGAUUUCUCGCGUUGCCCAGAUCAUAUCAGAUUUUCUUUCAGUUCUUAACACAAAGAAAGGGUUUCUGAAAUCCGUUCGUGAAAUAGCUGCUCGAAUCAACGAGGCCCUUGCGCGUCUCCGGAAUCUUCCAGCGUAUGCGAAUAAAGCAAGGAAAACAGUUGAUGAUAUACUUAACUUUGCAGACAAAGCUCAAGACUACGAAAAAGAGAUCCAGAAGCUUGAUAUAAGAAAGCAAUUUGGACUUGACUUUGAUCAGCGAAUAAGAGAUGUCUGCAACGAGUUUAAGACCAUCGCUGUUGAGACGCUCGACAAGUUUGGAAACUAUGACAUUGUCGAAGAAGUUGAUACGUUUUUCAACAAAGAGGCCGAUAAGCUCAUAAGCAAAGCCGUGUCGAAGUUUCUUAGAAUUAAAAAACCCAUCGACGAGAUGCAAGACGAAUUACGAAAUAUCAAGGCCAUGGUGCGUGAAAUGAUGGGUGUCUUAAUAGAGCUGAAGCCUUUCACCAACAAUCUUUCGCCUAUUUUAGAGACGGCAGGUCAACUACCUGACUGCAAGCAGAUCAAGAAUAUACUCAUAGAGAGCACUAAACCAUGCGUCCGCAAAGCUUUUGGGGUUGGGAGAUACGUCAUCGAUCAGUACAAGGACUUCAAUAAGGAAGUGAGAGUUCUAUAUGACAUGGUUCCGGCUACAUGGAAGAACUUUAAAAUACAGAAGUGUAUCAAGGGUGGAACUUGCAUUUCCAAAGCUUUUAUUGAUCAAGCUAAAACCAUUAAAGAUAAGGUUGAUGUCCUUAAAGACAACUUUAAAGAAGCGAGUGGAUACACUGACCUGCUUCAAACUUGCGAACAAGGGGUUGAUAACAUCACAGCUGUUAUCGACACGGUGAAAAUGUUAGUGGAACAAGUCCAGAAUUUUUCCCUUAAAGAUGAUGUUCAAAGAGUAAAGGCGGUUUUCCAAAAGAUCACUGGCCGACAGGCCGAGAACAAUGAGGGGAGUGGCAUUCAAAAGCGCUCCAUAAAAGAAGUAAAAGAAAGAAUCGAAAGAAUCGUGGACUAUGUACAGAAGGCAAGGGAAACUCAGAAGAAAAUGCAAGACUUGCUCGAAAACACAUUCAAAGCAAUGAGAAAUGUCUACGAUGAUGCUGUUCUAGAACAUAUCAAAGCGGUUGAAGAUGUGCGUUCUAAACUUAAACUAUCAUACGAACUUUGGAAAAAGACAAAGAAUAUCAACCACGUCCUGCAAGCAUUAGAUAGUGUUACCCAAGAUGCUUCAAAAUAUGCUGAGAGCUUAAAAGGUGUGACGAAUUCAUUCUCGAGCCCAAUUAUCGACCUCUUAUCUGAAACGGGAGAACUCAGUGAUGUUGUGAAGCCCUAUCUUAACAAAUACGCCACCAAAUUCACUGAUACUAUUACAAAAGUCAACAACUUUCUGGACAAGGUUACAGACUUUCUUAACAAGCUACAGCUGCGACAGAGAGGACUAGACCCCAGGGCUUACAAACCCUGGGAACAAAUACCCUAUUGUUCGGAAGAAGUUUGUGUACGAUCAAUCAAACGAUCGUCAUCACUUUACUUAAAAACCAUUUUCACUUGGAAGUUCCCACAUCUAGAUGACCUUUCCUCUAUGGAAAAGAGUGGGCGUUGGCUGACCCCAGGUUUGUUUGAUGAUUAUAAACUAGAGGGAAUCUCAAGGCUCUCCAGAAGCGAGGUUAUUUUGGGUAUGCAUGGAGUCUCUAGCAACAAAGGGAAAGCAUCACUUUUAGUAAUAACCAACUUUGGUAAUGGAGUCAAAAAGAUAAUUCAACUUGGUAGUCAAGGAAGUCCUCUAGUUGUAAAAAUAGGAGGAGUAGCUGUUGCUCGAGAUUACAUCUGGAUCAGUGACAGCGCGUCAAAAAAAAUUUAUUCCGUAAAGAAAUCUAGUGUGACAAGUUCGUUUUCGUCGCCAAAGCCAUCUUGGGUUGGUUUGUCCAAAUCUGCGUCAGUUGAAGGUACUGCAACUUCUCUUUCUUACGAUGAGCCAUCCAAUGUCCUUUGGGUAACAGACGGCAAAGGUGGAAAGGCCUACGGCUAUAAGCUAUCUGCUAACGGGGAUCUGUCUCCUUCUGGCUUAACACCCGACAGAGUAAUCAUCAUCGGAACAAACGCGCAAGGCAUGGCUAUCGUCAGACAGUUCAGUACCGAGUAUGUUUGCAUCUCGAAAUGUGCCAUGAUUUCUGGUUUCCAAUGUAAGCUGGAGUUCCAUGACAUUAGUGGUGGUGAUGAGACCGGAGAAAACACGCUCUCUAGAGUCGUCAGAACCCCCUCGGGCUUAGAGUCCGUCUCCAGAGUUGACAGUGAAGUAAUCGCAGUGGCGUUCUCAAGUGGUACUUAUGCUGAGAAAGAUAAUGUAGAGCUUAUAGGUGGUGACUUUGAAGAAAGAUAUUUCUACCUAAGACUUCCGAUUUUGAAAAUGACUUUUGGAAUCCAAGAGAACUGCCUGUUCUUUACGGUUAUGAAUGACUACAUUCUGCGACCGCGGCGGUUGUUUCCAUUCGGAGACAUGAUUUGCGGAACUACCCGAAAGCGAAGCACCUCGCAAGAGCUAUUGGAGUCUGAUUCUGAUGUUUACUCUGAGCAACUGGAAGAAGAUCAUAAGAGCAAUAGGAGAAUGCGCAGGCAAACCUCAGAUCUUGGAUCAUGUAUGACUUUGUUCCGUGGAAAUGUUCUUAGGGGAUAUCAGAAAUUCUUCCCUGAAUAUUCACAAACCAUCAUUGUGUUUGGCAUACCAGUAAGACUGUUCGCUGGGGCUGGUGGCUAUUAUAGUGUAGACUAUCAAGGGCAAGUUUGCACGAGAGACAAAGUUUUCAGACUUGGCCUCAUUCCUGGAGCUUGGAUCUCUGUAUACGCUGGUGCUUCUUUAUCAAUUUUUAUCGUAGAAGCUGGAAUUACGAUUGAAGCAAGACUUCUAGAAUCCUACUUCGUACCAGAACUACGAAUCAAGAUCGAUAAGUGGCCGCUUAAAGCUUGCAUAGAACUUAAGUUACGAAUGACUCCACUUCGCAUCAGAGUUUGGUUGUGGUACAGAUUCCGUCUUUGCAUUAGGAUCAGAUGCAAGUUGUUUGGAUGUAGUAUAAAGAUUAGAUGGUGUUCGAAGAAGACCCUUGCGGAGUGGUGGUGGUCAGCGAGAACGAUCGACCGGACGCUCUUUACAAAUUGCCACCAAGAUGUUGAUACGACGCCUCCUGUUGCUGGUGAAUGUACUGCAAGGCAAGCUGCUGACAAAAAAUAUUUCGUACAGUGGCAUGGAUUCUACGAAGAUACUAAAAUCAACAACUACCACGUCAGGAUAGGAUCCAUUCAGGGUUCUGGCGAUGACUACUCUGCAUGGGUGGAAACAUCUUUAAGCGUAGUUGUCGACGAUCUUCCAAUAAUGCACGGACGAGAUGUGUAUGUCAGUGUAUUGGCGACAAAUGACAUGGGGCGUGACAGUAAGUUAGUUAACUGCCCUAAAUUUACGGCGAGACGUAAGAGUCCUCAGAUUCGGUAUGUCUACGAUGGUGUCAAUGAACAUCAAGAUGUGGAUUAUCAGUCAGAUACGUACGCUUUAGGUAUGAAUUUUGCCUUCAAGAGCAAUAUAGAGGAUAUCGCAUACACAAAAUGGGGAGUAUCGUCCUCUCCCAGCUGCACGUUUAACGAAGCUGAAGCAGAUAUCGUUCCCUUGACCACUCUCGGUGACUCAACUACUAUCCAGACUUCUGGCCUGAAUUUGAUUCACGGCAAAAAAUAUUUCACACGCCUUUAUGCGAUGGAUUUGUUUGGAUUAAAAUCAGUCAUGUGCAGCAAUGGUAUUUUGAUUGACACGACACCUCCUUUUGCCGGGUAUUUCCAGGAUGGUGCUGGUGAAGCUGAUGCAAUGUUUCUCCCAUCGCUAAGGCGUGUUCGGGGAAAAUUCGAUUAUUUCAAAGAUCCUGAGAGCCCUCUGGUGAGAUAUGAGUGGAAGAUUUCAAGAAACAACACCGAUGAAGAUGUAACGUCAUUUGUAGAUAUUGCACUCACUCAACAGACACCCUUCAUGGAUGGCCUUUCUCUUGAAGCUGGUUUAACUUACAAACUAGUACUCCGUGGAACAAACGCGGCAGGACUUCAAACAGUUAUUGAGACAAAUGGAUUUGUGCCAGAUAAUACACCGCCGUAUUGCGAAGAGGCUGCUAUUGACGUAACGAACGAUGAAGAUUUACUUGAUGUAGACUUUGUUAGAAAAUUGAGCAGUAUUCAAGCAAAAUGGAAAUGUGUAGAUCAGGAAAGUGGCCUUCGCGCACAACUGGUGGGAGUUGGUACUUAUCCAGGAGGAGAUGACGUGAGAGCAUUUGAAGAUGUCAACUUCGUUACCCACAAAGUCAUCCAAGGUGGUAUGCUAUUUGCGAGUUUCUCUGAUGUCAAUAUUCUUCCGCGAGUCAGAUAUCACGUCACCAUUAAGAUCAUAAAUGGAGCUAACCUCAAGAAAACUAUUUGGUCCGAUGGAAUUAUCAUUGACAAUACGCCGCCCACAGUGGCUUCACAAUACAUUAAAGAUGGCGUAGAGGGAAGGGAUAAGAACUACACUAGUGAAAGAUACACCUUUAGUGCGCACUGGGAACAAGCAUUUGCAGAUUCAGAAAGCAGCCUGGUUGAGUACCGCGUUGCUUUAGGGACUAACCCUGGAUUCAGUGACAUUCAGAAUUUUAAGACAGUUGGCUACCAAACCAGAGUGACCAUUGGAGGUCUUUUCCUGAGCAGUGGUCAGCGUUAUUUUGUUACAGUUGUUGGCUGCAACGGGGUUGGUAUGUGUAUUAAUGGCAGUAGUAACGGAGCUAUUGUGGACUUUAUUCCUCCACACACUGGAAAAGUCAUCACCGGACUAACAGGCCCUCCUCAGUUGUUUCAAUGGAUUAGUAAAUCAGUAUGGGCAAGAUGGAAUUGGUGUUUAGCGGAUGAGAAGAGAGUAUUUGGACCAGUCGACUCUAGUCAGUGCAGCAACGACAGCUUCUACGAUGUACAUAGUGGCGUUGCAGGUUUCGGUAUUUCAGUGGCCUCUUUGAAGAAUGACGACCUAUUGGCAGCGCCUAAGACGGCUGGACGGGUUAGGGUUACUGGGCGCAACAUUGACCUCGAAGAUGGAAUGUACUCAGUGGUUAUUGAAGCAAAAGAUAAAGCAGGUCUUGCUGCUCGCGGUUUAUCAAAUACAUUCAUCGUUGAUACUAGUCCCCCUCUAAUAACGUACAUUCAGCAUGGACAUUUUGGCGAAACAUUGGCAGCUAUUAACAAACCGCGUAUCACUUUCAGAGCGUAUUUUGAAAUUGAGGACGAUUUAUCGAGAGUUGCGACGUACAAGGUGGGAGUUGGAAGCUAUCCUGGGGCUGAUGACGUCAUGAGAUUCCAGUUGAUUCCAUUAAGUAAACCAGAGUCUUCACUGAGAGCCAACUGGACAGCGCCAAACUUGUUGUCCUUGGAAAGCAACCGACGUUAUUUUAUUACCAUUUGGGCCAUCAACAACGCUGGGUUGUUUAGCAUCAAAUCAUCGCCCCCUCUACUCUCUGACCUAGAACCCCCAAAAGGGGGAAUCGUCCUAGACGGAUGGGGCUCAGCUGAUGCCCAGUAUCAAAGCUACUCCACCCUUUUCCGUGCCCAUUGGUAUGGCUUUAUUGACUUCUCUGGUAUUGAAACAGUACUAUUAGGUUUAUCGAGCAAGGCAGACUCAAUAAGCUGCGAUGUGAAGAAGGAACAGAUUGUUCCAUCCAAUUCAAACUAUCAUGUCUUAUUUGGGCUGAACUUGACUUCUGGUCAGAGAUACUACGCAUGCCUCAAAAUGACAGACAGGGCCGGGAAUCAAGCGUUUUUUCACUCUAACGGAGUGACUGUGGAUAGCACUCCUCCCCUUCUAGGCUCUGUGACCGAUGGAAGACCUGGAAUGGAAAUUGACGUACAAAUCGAGAGUUCAGUUCUUCGAGCCUCUUGGUUUAACUUUACCGAACAAGAAACAAAAAUAUUAACUUAUCAGCUGGCAUUUGGCACGUCUCCUGGAGCCCAGGAUGUGCAACAAUUUACAGAUGUUGGGCUCGUAAACACAGCUGCAAGCUCUAGAUUACAAAUUUCAGAGUUGACUAGUGGCAGUCGUUAUUAUGCGACAGUGAUUGCAUUUAAUCUGCUUGGUAUGCCUAGUGCAAUGGUUUCCUCCAAAGGUGUUUUGGUGGAUUUCACACCUCCCGUUUUCUCAGAGCCUGUUCUCGAUGGUGACGAUCCAAAUCAAGACCUAAGUUUUACUUCAGGAAGUUCCUUGGCUGCCACAUGGACCUGCGAUGAUUCAGAAACAUCUUUAGCGUCCAUAGAGAUUGCCUUUGGUUUACAGCCUGGAGAAGACGAUGUUAUGAACUUCACAAGCUUGCCGAUUCACAAAACAUCGUUUACAACAGCGGGCAAUCUUCAACUGGGAUAUCGUUACUUUGCAACGAUAAAAUGCACCAACAAUGUGGGCCUUAAGGCAAUUGCUGUUUCGAACGGUGUUGUCUUUGAUGACACUCCUCCAGAUUUAAUUUAUGUCCAAGAUGGGAAAUACCAAUACUCUACAAGAAACUUGACUGUAGAAUUCAAAUUUGCUGACUCGGAGAGUGGUGUAAAAGAAUAUGCAGUGAAGGUAUUCAGCUCAGUCGAAGACGCUCACGGAUCCUUCAGUUUCAACGGCAAUGUCUCCACAGCGGCUUUGAUUUUAGCCAAAGAUCUUGAUGGUGGGAGAAGGUAUUUUGUCAAUGUGACAGCAGUGAACGGUGUUGGGUUGGAAACUACUAUGAAAUCAGAUGGAUUCACCGUGGAUACUUCACCUCCGGUAUGCUUGCACGUAUGGGAUGGUCAGGGAGAUCUUCAGCAGGACUUAAAAUACGUUCCAAGCUCAAGCAAACUGAGCAUUUCAUGGUUGUGCUAUGAUAAUGAAUCCCCGAUACUUCGCUAUCGUUUCUCAGUUAAAAACUUACGCACGAGCGAAUACGCUAUUCCUUUUUAUACUUUAAAGACACCUGUAAACUCCACAGGGACUGCAAUAAUAACAGGAGGAGGUCGAAUUUCAACAGACUAUAAAGAAGGAGAAACCUACGUCGUUGGUAUUGAGGUUCUUAACGCUGUCGGCCUGUCCUCAGUAAAUUGGACGGAUGGUGUUAUCAUUGAUAGCUCACCUCCUGAAGUGAACGACUUAAAAUUAACAUAUGAUCCAAAUAAUGAUUCUGUGAGCGCUUCAUGGACUGCGAAGGAUGACCAAAGUGGACUCGAGUCUGUCGCAUGGGGAUUGGGAACUAAUCCAGAGAGUAACGACAUCAGAAACUUUACUAAAGUGUCAAUUUCUAUGUCAAGCGUUUUGAUUUCAGAUAUUCCUUUGCUACUUGGUCGGACGUAUUUCUUGAGGCUCCUUGCUGUAAAUAACGCCGGCUUAUCUAGUAAGACAGCAUCAAAUGGUGUCAUAAUCGACCGAACUGCGCCGGACCCUGGCUUUGUGGUUGCUCAGUAUGUUUUCCCAACCAAUUAUGAUCGGAACAAGAAUGAAGUACCAGGAUCAUUGAUGGUGGUAACUUGGACAGGCUUUGUAGAUCCUGAAAGUGGUAUUAGACAGACUAGUUGGGCUGUUGGUGAAGAUCUUCUUUCGCUUAAAUCAAGUGUCGACGAUUUUUAUACCGAUGUUAUCGCAGACGACUCAGUGGGUGGAGUGGUGAUCAGUAAUCAAACCCUCGUCGGAAAUAAGACUUACUUCGUCUGCAUUCGAGUUAGAAAUGGCGCUGGACUUCAAAGAACUGAUUGCUCGUCUGGAUUGUUUGUCAUACUUGGAAAGUUUUCUGCUGGGGUAGUAAGCGAUGGCCCAGUAAUUUCAGCGAAGGAUAUUGACUUCCAACUAGACGACAAAGCAAUUUGGGCGCACUGGAGUGGCUUCAAGGAUCCAGUAUUUGGUAUCUUCAGGUAUGAUUGGUGCAUUAGGGAUCAACCGCCUAACCCUUCUGGAUCUGAUCUUUGUAAGUGGCCAUUCUUGGAGUCACAUCAUCUGAAAACGUCCACUAACCGCUUCCACAACCUGACACUUGAACACGGCAAGAAAUACUAUGUUACAGUGAGAGCUGAGAACUACAGAGGAGAGCAUGUCAGUGCUUCAUCGGAUGGUGUUGUUGUCGAUCGAACGCCUCCAAUAGGAAAGUCACUUCAAAUAUUUCCCACAACUGGAAAAGGAAGUUUGUACGUGAAUGCACCUUCUGCCCCUGUAGUCACGUGGUCCAUAGACGAUCCUGAAAGCGGUAUAAGCCAUUUUCUUGUGGGUGUAGGUAGUUUCCAAUUCCAAGACAACUUGCUAGGGUUUCAACGUGUAGACAGCCUUAGUCGUUCCAUCGACUUGGACCAACUUAAUUUUACUCUCCACCAAGGACUAGUCUUUCACGUAACAGUUAUUGGAGUCAACAUGCUUGGCCUGAAAACCACUCUGACAUCACAGCAAGUUGUAGUGGACUGGACGCCACCACAAUCUGGUCUUGUAAUUGAUGGAAAUCUUACCUCCAUGGGUAGUCAAGAAUUCUUCGAUAUAGAUUAUCAGUACGAGAAUGGGGUACUGUCUGCCCACUGGAAAGGAUUUCAAGAUACUGAGAGCGGUGUCGUUGAAUACAGCUGGUGUGUUGGAACAACGCAAGGCGCCUGCAACGUACACAACAUGACGUCUGCAAGUCUCCAAACAAGAGCGCAUUCUUACGUUGUCCUUAAAGAAGGUCAGCGGCACUUCUUUACAGUAGAAGCUCUAAAUGGUGCUGGAUUAAAAGAAACAGCUUACUCUGACGGCGUUAUGCUGGACAGUACUCCGCCAAGCGUUGGGGAAGUUUUACUGGCUAGUACCUCCUCAUCUGUCCAGUGGUGCAACGUUUCUAAUAAUUCUUCAUGCAACAUCAAGCAACAAAGUGAUCGUUUGUUAUCGUUUUCCUGGGAAGCACCUUUCGAUACAGAAAGUGGAAUUUCUUCUGUAGAGUGGUGCGCUGGCUCAAGACCGGAAUUAUGUGAUAUUGUCCCAUGGACAGAUGUAGAAAGAAGUAGAACGUGGAUCAAGCACUCUCUUUCGCACCCGCUUGCAUCAGGGGCUAUAGUAUUGAUUAGAGUUAAGGUGACAAACGGUGCUGGCAUGAUAUCGACUGCCAUCUCUAAACCGCUGCUUAUUGAUAAUACUGAGCCAACAAAGGGUGCCGUUAUAGUAGGAAACACAUUGGAAACUGAGUACCUGCGUAAAGAAGAGCCUGUUACGGCAGAUUGGAGCGGUUUCUCUGAUCAAGAGAGUGGAUUGAGUCGCUUUGAGUGGGCUGUUUGUCACGCUGGUUCUACAAAAGACUGCAUCACUCCGUUUGUCGAUGUUGGACUUAAAAGGAGCAUAAGGAAUUCCGCUCUUGACAUCAAACCUGGAGUUUGCUAUGUUGUCGUGGUGCGGGCCCACAACAAGGUGGGGUUGUUUAGUGAGGCUGUGUCUAAUCAGUUCAUGCUUGACCUCACGGCACCGAUUUCCGGCAUUGUAUACGAUGGCUCGGACGAGAGAAAUGACGCAGCACUGCAGAUAUCUGAAAGUGAAAUUUCCGCCAAUUGGUCGCCGUUUGCAGAUUCUAAUAGUAGAAUAACCGAGUACGAAAUGUGUGUGGGAACAGCACCAGAAAAAUGCGAUGUAAGUGACUUUGUUAGUUUUGGAAUGGCUCUUAAAGGUACAAUCACUGGUUUAAGUCUGAAUCACUCUGGGCGAUAUUUUGUCACUGUUAGAGCAACGAACGAGGUUGGCUAUAGCAGCUUGGCAGCCUCUAAUGGUAUUCAAGUUGACAGUACUCCUCCUGUUGCGGGCAAAGUCAGAGAUGGGAAGACACUUGCGGACAUUGAUUUCCAAGCUGGCGGUGCAUUUAUUUAUGCCAACUGGGACGAGUUUCAGGAUGUAGAGUCUGAGGUAACCAGGUACGCAUGGUGCGCUGGAACAAUAAAGGGAACCUGUGACAUCAUUCCUGAAACGGAUGUUGGUGAACACACUGCUUUUGGUCAGCAGAUUCGUCCUUCCUUAGCUACAGGAAUGGCUGUGUUUGUGACGGUUAGUGCUUACAACGGUGCAGGGGCAGUUACAAGGAGGUCUUCGGACGGUGUUAUAGUAGACAGCACCCCUCCUGAUAUCUCUAAGGUAUUCGACCUACAGUUACGAUCGCCUUUUGGUGAUAAAGACUACAUAACUGCCAAAGACGCUUACUGUGUCAGCUGGGAAACAAAGGAUAUUGAAAGUAGUGUAUUAAAGAGCGAAGUGUCCAUCUGUGCAGCCAUCGACGAGACCAACUGUUUGCUACAGCAGAUGGAUGUUGGAAAUCGUACUAUAAUUUGCAUUGCUGACUUAGAGCUUCAAGAGGGCGUGAAGUAUGUAACAACAGUUCGUUCUACAAACGUUGUUGGUGGAUCUAGAGAGUCGUCAUCGGAUGGCUUCGUGGUUGACUCAACUUCCCCAGUAGUGGGUGAAAUCAUGCACGUUGAGAAUCUACCUUUAGGAGAAGGUUCUGAGGUGUUCACCGACUCGGAGAUAUCGGUAGAGUGGAGUGGAUUCUUUGACAAGGAGAGUAGAGUCGAGAAAUAUUAUCUUUGUGUGGGCACCCAGCCUGGCGAAUGUAAUAUCAUGAACUUCACUGACCUAGGUAACGCUUCUAGUUACACUCUGCGAAACCUGCAGCUUCUUCAAGGCGAGACGUACUUUGUUUCUAUAAGGGCACAGAACAGAGCUGGUCUGGUCAGUGAUGUUAAGUCCUCAAGUGGCGUCAUCGUUGACAAGACAGGUCCUCUAUCUGAAGGACAAAUUAUGGAUGGAACAAAUGAAGGUGCAGAAAUUGACAUUCAACAAAGCAGAACCCACAUAGCAGCUCACUGGAAAGCAUUUGAAGACCUUGAAAGUGAAAUCAUUCGUGUCACGUGGUGCGCCGGCUUGUCACCAGGCUCUUGCGAUCUGGUGACUGAAACUGAACUUACCACAUCCAGUACGUCCGUGAGCAAGGUUCUCGUUGAACCCGUCACGAACGGUGGGCGGUACUUUGUCACAGUGAAGGCAAUGAACGGUGCAGGUGUCCAAACCUCACUGACAUCGGAUGGAGUGACAGUGGAUGAAACGCCACCAACAUCCGGAAAUGUUAUUGAUGGAAGUGACGCAGAUGUCAAAUAUGUGAAUGGGGAACAAGACAUCC
Pocillopora damicornis (cauliflower coral) is the source of this 13525-nucleotide messenger RNA. RefSeq lists its product as uncharacterized. Gene Ontology annotation, biological process: lipid transport. The record is from RefSeq and is a predicted model, not a curated record. Gene Ontology annotation, molecular function: protein binding; lipid carrier activity. NCBI's taxonomy places the organism in Eukaryota, Metazoa, Cnidaria, Anthozoa, Scleractinia, Pocilloporidae.